Jaculus jaculus (lesser Egyptian jerboa) is the source of this 5442-nucleotide messenger RNA. RefSeq names its product 5'-nucleotidase domain containing 3 (gene Nt5dc3). Gene Ontology annotation, molecular function: 5'-nucleotidase activity. The record is from RefSeq and is a predicted model, not a curated record. Lineage: Eukaryota; Metazoa; Chordata; Mammalia; Rodentia; Dipodidae. The coding region runs from base 1 to 1650 and encodes 549 amino acids. The transcript has 14 exons.
AUGGCCACGGUGGCGGCGAAGGCGGUCCGCGGGGCCGGGGCGAGGGUGACGGUGGCGGCGGCUGGCCUGCGGAGCGGCGGCGAUGGCGAGGCUGCGGCCCGGGGACUGUCGCGCGGGAGCCCGGCUCGGCCCUUGUGCACGGCGCCCGGCCCCGCGGGAGACAUGAAGCGCUACCUGUGGGAGCGCUACCGGGAGGCGAAGAGGAGCACGGAGGAAUUGGUUCCUUCAAUUAUGAGCAACUUACUGAAUCCAGAUGCCAUUUUCUCGAACAAUGAGAUGAGCCUGUCGGACAUUGAGAUCUAUGGCUUUGAUUAUGACUACACCCUGGUGUUCUACUCGAAGCACCUCCACACACUCAUCUUUAAUGCUGCUCGGGACCUUCUUAUCAACGAACAUCGGUACCCUGUGGAAAUCAGGAAGUACGAGUAUGACCCAAACUUUGCCAUUCGAGGACUUCAUUAUGAUGUACAGCGGGCUGUGCUGAUGAAGAUCGACGCUUUCCACUACAUCCAGCUGGGAACCGUCUACCGAGGCCACAGUGUUGUUCCUGAUGAUGAAGUCAUUGACAUGUACGAGGGAUCCCACGUGCCCUUGGAGCAGAUGAGUGACUUUUAUGGAAAAAGUUCUCAUGGGAACACCAUGAAGCAGUUCAUGGACAUCUUCUCACUGCCAGAGAUGACCCUGCUGUCGUGUGUGAACGAGCACUUCCUGAAAAACAACAUCGACUAUGAGCCCGUGCACCUGUACAAAGACGUCAAGGACGCGAUUCGAGAUGUCCACAUCAAAGGAAUAAUGUACAGGGCGAUCGAAGCAGAUAUUGAAAAGUAUAUCUGCUAUGCUGAACAGACCCGUGCAGUGCUUGCCAAGCUGGCUGAUCAUGGCAAGAAGAUGUUUCUUAUCACCAACAGCCCCAGUAGCUUCGUGGACAAAGGGAUGAGAUACAUCGUUGGGAAAGACUGGAGGGACCUAUUUGAUGUAGUCAUAGUUCAGGCCGAGAAGCCAAACUUCUUCAAUGAUAAGCGGAGGCCUUUCCGAAAGGUGAAUGAGAAGGGUGUCUUACUCUGGGAUAAGAUCUACAAGUUGCAGAAAGGCCAGAUAUACAAGCAGGGCAAUUUGUAUGAAUUUUUGAAGCUCACUGGGUGGAGAGGAUCUAAAGUCCUGUAUUUUGGUGACCACAUUUACAGUGACCUGGCGGACUUGACGCUGAAGCACGGCUGGCGCACUGGAGCCAUCAUCCCUGAGCUCCGAUCCGAGCUUAAAAUCAUGAACACCGAGCAGUACAUCCAGACCAUGACCUGGCUGCAGACCUUGACUGGGCUCUUGGAGCAGAUGCAGGUUCACAGAGAUGCUGAGUCGCAGCAGGUUUUGCAGGAGUGGAAAAAGGAGAGGAAGGAGAUGAGAGAGAUGACCAAGAGUUUCUUCAAUGCCCAGUUCGGGAGCCUGUUUCGCACCGACCAGAACCCGACGUACUUCCUGAGGCGCCUGUCACGGUUUGCCGACAUCUACAUGGCGUCUCUGAGCUGCCUCUUGAACUAUGACGUCCACCACACAUUCUACCCCAGGAGGACUCCUCUGCAACACGAGCUGCCGGCGUGGUCAGAUAGCGCCGCCCUCAGAGCCCCCCUGCGGCAGGAGGCCCAGGCCAAGUAACCGCGUGUCACUGUGGAAAAAGCCCAAAGCAGCCACGGCUCCUCAUAGGAUGGACUUUAUAACAGGGCAACUUUAUGUCGGUCUGAGUGUUGCUUUCUGAAAAGUCAAGUAUGCCUUUUGAUACUUAUUUUCUACCUUGUGGAAACUUGCCCAGGUUAAGACAGGAGCUGGCCACCCUGGGUCUGGCCUUCCUCCACAUGCUUGGCCUCAUGGCAGCCUUCCUAGUGACACUCUGAUGCAGCCUUGUUUACUUCUGGGAUGGGUGAGAGCGCUUGAUGCCAUCUGUAUUCAGCCGGUAGAGUGGAACAUUUCCUGGAUGUUUACAUGCCAGACGCUGGGGCUGCAGGGCCCAGUGACAUGGGAAGACAGCAAGCUGGUAGAAGGCAGAGGACUUAGUGCGCCCUUCAGUGGCUCAGUGCUGCAGCAAGGAGCAGAGAUGAUGCCCAGUGGCAGCCAGCCAGUUCCCAAGUCUUCUGGUCCUGGGCUUUGGGGGUCUUCUUACGCAUCUCUCAGGGAAGGCCUCGCCUCCCUGAAAGGCCCGAGCAGAGAAAGAACAAGAAGCCUUUGUCCUCGGUGUGUUUGCUGGGCCUGCCUCAUGCUGGGCAAGGGCAGUGUGCCCAAGUGAGUGGGCCUCCCCUUUUCCCCAGGGAAGGGGCCCAUACAGCUGUGGCUGAAUUCGCAUUUCAGCUGGGGACUCAGUUGUAGAAUAAGGCUGCAAGAAAAGAAGCCAAACCUUAGUGCGUGGUCUGUGUGCUGAGACCCCACGGCCAGUCCUCAGCAAGAGUUCCUCCCAGAGCUUUGCUCAGCUCCUCCUGAGAGCCAGGCAAGAGACGUGUGCUUUUCUGGAGGGGAGAAUCCUUUAUUCUGUCUGUGUUUGCAGUGUCUUAUCAUAAAGUAUCUAUGGCCCCUGCCUAGCCCCUCCCUCUCUCAGUGCCAUGGGCGUGUGCUGGUAGUCACCAUCCGGCCAUCGGUGUCAUUGCCAGCGCUACCUAGUGCUGUGGACUCGUUGGCCUCAUCUCAUCCCAUCUCAUCAGGCUCGUUGAGUGUGACUUUUAUUCAUUUUGUUUUUGUUUUCAGACAGGGUCUCCCCAUGGAGCCCAGGCUGGCCUCAGACUCGAUCCUCCUGCUGCAGCCUUCUGAGCACUGUGAUUACUGGUGUGCCAAGAUGCCUUUUAAGGCUUAUAGUAAAUCUAAAGAAUGGAGGCUGUGCAAGUGCUUGCUCAUUUGGCAUUUGUAUUACACCAAGUAGAUCAUAAUAAGCCAGCUGUUGGUAGAAUGUCAGUGUGGCAUUCCGAAGGCUGCCUGCCAAACGUAGGGGUUAAUGAGUUAGGCAGCAUCCUUUGUAGCCACGUUACUAUGUGAUCUUGUGGGUAACCCUCAUGGCUGUGGCAACCCUUGAGACCCCUUCUUCUGUGUUGUAUUCUAAGCACAGUGGGAUACAGAACAGUGGUCUCGUCUUCUCCAGAACGGGGCGGGCAUUCUGCUAUUUGCUUGCUCCUAGCUGUUUUAGCCACCAGGGUGUCUUGGUGGCUGCCAGCUAAUGAUGGUAGGCAAUGCUCAGCAGUGCUCAGUGUCAAUGUCCCCAAAGGGGCCUCAGUGCUUGGACAGCUCCUCGUUUCUGCAUUGGAGAAGCAGAGUGAGGACACUGGAGACAGGAUUGUCUGUCUAGUCAGAUAUUCCGUAGAUAUAUAGAGUAGGUGCCAGUUAGUUUUUGUUUACUCAAGACUGAAGCACAACUAUUUUUAAAACACAGUGUCUUGCAUGCCUAGAUCAGCCUUGGAGGGGAACAUUUUCUGGGUAUGAAUAAUGAAUUAUACAUUUUUUUUUUUCCUGUGUAGGAACAUUUCAGUCUUGUGGGUUGCUGAGCUUAGCAGUACAUGGCGGAGGUCUGGCACUGGCUGUGUAGAUAAGCCCAUGCCAAGACAGCAUGUGGCUUAGUGCAGUGUCCCCUCAGGAAAGACAGGGUUGUGUUCCCACUUGGUUACUGUCCUUGUCUAGCUCAGUCAAGGCAGAUUGAGCUUGUCACCGCCAUCACUGGCAGAGAAGUGGCCACUGUAGCAGGCAGCUCGCCCUUUCUGGUUUGUCCUUUGCAUAUUGUACAAGGAAAGUAAGUCUGUGUCCUACCAGUAAAAAUCAACUUGGAAACAGGUAGAAUUAAUCUGAACAUUAAAAAAAUCACUGUCUUUAAUAGUGCUUAGACUGAUUUUCUAAGAAUUAUGUGAACAAAAAUUCACAGCCCAGGGUGCCAUAGCAGGCGCCCACAGAGGAGGCAUUUUUGCUGCUAAUUUUCCCCCACUGUUGCUUUUAUAAGGGAGAGCCGCACUUGGAAUGGCCUUGGGUAUUUGCCAUGAGGCUCCUGCUUUCCUCCAGUGAUAUUCUCUCUCCCUUUUCUCUUUUCCUCUUUCUCAUUCACUGUUCACCACCCCCCCCCCUUACCUUUAGCACCAUCUCUAUUCACCAUGAACACCACCUGCUAAUGAUCCAGGCAUGGCUCAGACUAAAUUACUAGUUGCUUGGAAUGCAUCAGCCCCCUUAAUUACUGCAAAGGAGAAGUGAAAAGCCAUCUUGCCUCUUACCUAAUUUAGUUUUGGGCGAACUAAAGGGCUUUUCCUCUCUUCGCUCAGUGGUGAGUGUGCUAAGCAAGCAUUGAAGAUCCACUUUGCCCAAAUGCUCACUUGCUGUCAGAGCUGCUAGGGGCUCUUGUCUACAGUGCUUUGUGACUGAAUUCGGCCAGGCGCAGGUUCGUUCCUUCAUUGCUCUAUUUAACUACUGGGAGCCUGCCUUCCCCUCCUGACACUAAUUUCCUUUUGCAACUCCCCCUCUUUUAUUUGGCUUAAGUAUUAGGGAUCUGGCCUCCAAGUUCACCCCAACUUGGCCACCACUGGAGGGUUGAGUAAAGGAAAGGGGGGGGGGAGUAAAGUUACGCUCAGGGCCAGCUGGGUACCAUAUUUAGCUUUGCAGGCCGUUCACUGUUGCUUCCCCUGUAGGACUAGACCAGGCCAUGGGCUAGAUUGAGCCCUUGGCUCUGAUGGCAAGAUUCCUUUGCUGCGAGGACAGAGGAAUAACUCCGUAGCUGGGCGUAGCCAGUAUAAAGUCUGUAGGUCCGUGUUCCCUUAAAUGUUACUGCCUGGGCAUAUUUCCUUACAUGGCCAGUGGUCAAAUGUCGUGUUUCCAGCAAGUCAGGAUUGCUUCGUUGUACAGACUUGAGCUACCUCUGUGUGUGUUUAUAAUUGUGCUGGUAUUGGGUGCUGGGCCCAGGCCUGAAGGACUUGUUCCCCCCUGGCUGCUGGAAGUCACUCCUUUUGUGAUUUCCACCCCCUCUCCCCCACGCAUAGCCCUGCUCUAUAUGGAGGUACAGGGCUUGGCCCCUCCAGUCCCCAAUUUGGGACAGCUCUGUAGAGCUCUCCAGCUCUAGAGCUUUCCAGUGGGGGCCUCUGCCUGUGUUUCAGCCCAGCCCCUGCCCCUGCCCCUGCCCAGGCAGUCCUGUGUCCCUCCCUCCCCUCUUCCCCCGUGUUGAUUGCUGUAAACCUUCCCGCAUGCGGGCCUUGGCCUCAUUCACGUCUGGGGACAACGCUUCUGUACUUUGCUGCAGUGCCGCUCCGACUGCCAUGUAGGGCUGCUUCCUGAUUGUGAAGUGGAAUGACAGAUCGAGCUUGUGUGGUACCAUGCAUGGCAGAUGCAAAUUAGGUAACUUACUAUUUAUUCUGAAUAUGAGUUUGCUAUUUAUUCUAAAUGUUGAUUUCAUGUGUUAAGUGACAAUGAACUUACAGCCAAAUAAAAGUUUGAAUUGUA